This is a messenger RNA of Trematosphaeria pertusa, 1056 nucleotides long. Its product is annotated as NAD(P)-binding protein. The transcript has 2 exons. Bases 106 to 1056 code for a protein of 316 amino acids. The record is from RefSeq and is a predicted model, not a curated record. Lineage: Eukaryota; Fungi; Ascomycota; Dothideomycetes; Pleosporales; Trematosphaeriaceae.
AAGAGACAAAAACCCCAGCUCAGAGAAAUUACCACCCACCACUCCAUCCCUUCUUCGCUCUCCCCACCGCGGAACAUACCAUAGACUCCUUACUACUCACCCAGAAUGAUCACCGUCGCCCUUGCAGGCAGCACAUCCCGCGGCCUCGGCCGCGCCAUCCUCACAGCCCUCGCCGAGUAUCCCACCCAGCUGCGCGGCAUAGUACUCAGCCGCCACACGUCUCCGACCCCGCGCUGGCUCGAAGACAUGGGCAUCGAAGUGCGCAAAGUAGACUACACCUCCGAAGACUCGCUCUUCGCCGCCCUCGAGGGCGUGCACACCGUCAUAUCCACCCUUCUCGCCCAAGACGGAACCUGGACCUCCACGCAACUAACCCUCCUCCGCGCCUCCCUGCGCCGCGGGAUCCCGCGCUUCGCGCCCGCAGAAUUCGGCCCCGGCCCGCUCGCCGCGCCGCACAUCGACCUCCUGCGCCCGCAACGCGCCGUGCUGGACGCGUGUCGCGCGGCCGCGACGCAGAAUCCGGGCUUCGAGUACGCAGGCUUCCAUCUGGGGCUGUUUAUGAACUACCUGGGGUACGGUGCGCCAGACGAAGAGCCCGCCUUAAACGGGCUGAGCGAUAGCUGGCGCUUUGUGUGGGACGUUGAGGGGAUGAGGGCGCGGAUCCCGCUGACGCGCGAGGGCCGCGUGCCGCGGCUGAGCAUGAUGGAGAUUGGGGACGUGGGGCGGUUUGUGGCGGCGGCGUGCGUGUUGCCGGCGGGGACGUGGAGGGAGGAUUUCAGCAUGGAGGGGGCGACGGUGCGGCUGGAUGAGGUGGUGCGGAUUGUGGAGGAGGUGCGGGGAAGGAAGAUGGAGGUUGUGUAUCGGCCGUAUGAGAUGGUGUGCGAGGAGGAGGAGAGGGAGCAGGUUGCUUAUCCGGAUAAGUUCUGGGGACAGCUUGAGCGCAUGGUGGCGAGGGAACGGGUGGGGGAGGGCGUUGUGGAGCCGGUGCUGAAUGAGUUGUGUCCGCAGGUGAGGCCUAUGGGGGUGGAGGAGUAUGUUAGGAAGUUUUGGUCGUGA